Messenger RNA from Phyllostomus hastatus (greater spear-nosed bat), 3390 nucleotides. It is a transcript of the gene CYB5R5, whose product is annotated as NADH-cytochrome b5 reductase-like. Gene Ontology annotation, molecular function: oxidoreductase activity. Lineage: Eukaryota; Metazoa; Chordata; Mammalia; Chiroptera; Phyllostomidae. The record is from RefSeq and is a predicted model, not a curated record. Bases 261 to 1082 code for a protein of 273 amino acids. The transcript is spliced from 8 exons.
GGGAGGGAGCCUGAAGGAUCCUCUCGUGAGAGGAAGCGAAGGGGUGUAGAAACAUUGCUAGCCCUGGCUGGAUAUGUUGUAAAGAUAAAUGAGAUGCAGCAAUUUGGUGGGCGAUUCACCAGCAGUGCUGCUGAGUGAAAGAAACUACAUGAUUCUGCAUAGACUGGCAAGGGAACGGGACCUGGGUCCGUGACCUCACAGAGCCAGGCCAGCUCUGGGAAGAGCACCAGUUGUCCCUCCCAGCCUGCCUGAGCCCUCUAAUGAUGGAUGAGAGGGAGGAAGAUGAUGAAGAGGAAGCCUGGCUGCAGCUUCGGCCUGUGGAGCCCUUGCCCUCCCAGUGCUGCGGCAGUGGCUGCUCGCCAUGUGUGUUCGACCUGUAUGACCGAGACCUGGCAAGGUGGGAGGCAGCCCGAGCCAGCAAGGACAGAAGCCUGCUAAGAGGGAAGGAGUCACAGAGCUGCCCCUCCAAACUGAGCCCAGAGACGUUCCUGGCCUUCUGUAUCAGUGCCAUGGAAAAACUCACUGAAGACACGUACCGUGUCCAGUUUGCGCUACCUGGAAACAGCCGGCUCGGCCUGUGGCCUGGCCAGCACCUCAUCCUACGAGGGAUAGUAGAUGGCUUAGAAAUUCAGAGAGCCUACACGCCCAUCAGCCCUGCCAACGCAGAAGGAUACUUCGAAGUUUUAAUCAAGUGCUACCCAACUGGGCUGAUGUCUCGCUACAUUGAGUCCUGGAGAGCAGGAGUCACGGCUUUCUGGCGAGGACCUUUCGGAGGCUUCCUCUAUAAACCCAACCAGCACGGUGAGCUGCUCAUGCUGGCUGCGGGCACCGGCCUGGCCCCCAUGGUGCCCAUCCUGCACAGCAUCACGGACAACGCAGAUGAUGAGACCUUCGUCACCCUGGUUGGCUGCUUCAAGACCUUUGAGGGCAUCUACCUGAAAACCUUUCUGGAGGAGCAGGCCCGUUUCUGGAACAUCCGCACCUUCUUUGUACUCAGCCAGAAUCUGCUGAGACCCGAGACCCGUGGAAUGCACUUUGGGAAACGCUGGUCUGUGGCAGAGGCUCUUUCAGCACAGCGAUGAGUGGGAGGGCCCUGCGUGGAGGCAGAGGUCCAGCCGGUGGCUGGCGUGGGCAGGACGCACGUCCACCCUCGGGGCCGCGGGAACCUGGGCAUCUUCCUUCCAGCUCCCUCGCCUCCAGUCAGCACAUCCAACCGAGUCUCCUCACGGCUACUGGAGGGCCUGCUGGGAGCCAGGCUUUGUUCCAGCCACUGAGGAAACAGCACUGAAAAGGCUUGAGCAGUUCAGGCAAGCUCCACAGGGGAGCCUACUGCUCGAAUGGAGAACAAAAAUUAAGCCAGUGGUUCUGAAAGGGAUGAAUGUUCCAGACAGGGAGAUGGGGAGUGCUAGGAGAGUGGGGGGCAAGGGUUUGCGGCCCCACUCGGGAGAGGGCCAGGACAUGCCUCCACAGGGGGGGUGGAGGCUUCAGGGGUAAUUCCUCACUUGUAAGGGUGAUAGGUAGGGGGUCCCCGCUUAAGGGGUGAGGAGUCCUGGGCAGUUCGUGCACAUGCCUUUGUCCCCUGUAGAUAUUCGAUGUGCAGCUGUUAGGAAAGGCCACCCAGUGAUCACCAGCAGUUUCCCCCACCCCCCACGCUGCUCCGUGCAGCCUGGGUACCAGUGGGUCUCCUACUGUGGGGCCGUUAGGAGGGCCCCAGCAUGCCCUUGGUGCCAGGAUGCCAAAGGGCUCACUUACCCACUAGAAACCUGAGAGCUCGUGGGUGCCGUGCCUUGUCAGAUGCCAAGUGAACCUGAGGAGAGGACUGGUUGGGAUGUGUGAGGGUGGACCUCUUUGAGUGGGGGGCGAGGUCCCCAUUGGCUGGCCCGUUCCUGCCACCUCUCCUGGUAAUGCCCCCGCUGCACGCAGUGGGAGCUGUGCUGUCAGGGCCGGCAGCAAACACGACGGCUGCCUCACUGUUUGCCUGUACCACUUGGCCACCCCCCCGCAUGGCUCCUCCAGCCUCCAGCCUUUCCCCGACACCCCCUCACUGCAGCCAGACUGGCUUUUUCUUAUUGUGGUGAGAACACUUAACGUGACAUCUACCCUCUUAACACACUUCUGAGUGUGCAGUGCAUUGCCGUGGACCGCAGGUGCGGACCUCCAGACUGCAUGCAGACCGCUCGCUCUUUCUCCCACGAAGAACGGAGCCUGUCAGCCCCUUGCUCAGCCUCCUCCAGGGGCUCCCCUCUCCCUCAGGACUCUCAGCUCUGUUUACCUUCCCAGACUUGCUUUAUGGUGCUGACUCCUCGUCCCCACCCCCAACUCUUACGUUCCAACCAGUUCUCUCGCGUCAAUGAUUCCCUUCACAUUCGUUUGCUGCUCCCUCUGCCUGCUGUCCUGCCGUCAUCCUGUUGCCACUUGCCUUGGCUUCCUCGUCUUUCAAGGGCUCAGCUCAGCGCCACCUCCUCUCGGAGGCCUCGCCUGCCUCUGCCGCUCCAGGCUAGGUUAGUGAACAGUCCUGCACGCUCUCCUGCUGUCGCACCUCUCCUCUCGGAGCCUCUCGUUUGCAGUGAGCAGCAAGGGCCCCGCAACUCGGCCUGGCCAUUGUGUCCCUGGUGGGAGUGGGCUCAGCACACCCUGAAUGGCGACCAUCUGAAAAAUAAACAGCUGAUAUUCAUGGGGUACUUUACAGGUUGCAAAAUGCUUUUUCAUCCACACUGAAGCAUGUAGUUGUCACCCAAAUGCAUGCUAUUUUAGUGCCCCAACUGCCCGAUCAGGAGACUGCCUGCCAAGACAUUAGGCAGCUCUCCAAGGUCAUGUAGGGGCACACACGCUGUGACUGUUGUGAUGGUCGUGCGCGGCCCCCGAGUGCUCCAGGAGGUGAGUGUGUGUGAAGAUUUUCAUCGCUGCCCGUUUGAAAGAGCAAAGAAUGAAGAAGUGCCUGCUCUCCGUCAGACGGAGAAUGGAGACAUGCACUGUUCGGUAGAGACUCGUCAGCGGAAUACCACACAGCAGUUCAAAUGAAUGAACAGGUCUGCAGGUAGCAACGUAGACUAUGUCCUAAGAAUGUAAGAGCUGAGUGAAAGGCAAUGGUAAAAGGAAAGCUAUGGUGAGAUAACCGUAUUUGGAAAGUUUAAAAACACAAAAGGGCACCAAAUGCUCAGGAAGGAGAUCCAGGGAGAGUGGUGGCCUCUGGGAUAGAGGGGAGGGGUGGGGUCGGGGGAGGGCUUUUAUCCUUGUCACUUUAGUGUAAGAAAGUGAGCCCUGACUGGUGUGACUCGGGGCGUCGUGGGGUCAUACCGCAGGGCCAAGGGCACGUGCCUGGGCUGUGGGGGCCGUCUGCUCUCAGGGCACAUGUGAGAGGCGGCUGAUUGAUCUUUCUCUCCCUCUCUU